AUGUCCUUUGAACAAGAAACUGGAUUGCAUGAAUUGCAACCUGAAUCGUAUACAUUACUGAAUUCUUCCACUCCAACAACAUACAUAACAACCGAGAAACAAGCUCUGAUGUCCCAGCAAUCGGAUAUAACGCUGCAGCAAUCACAAGAGUUGGAUCAACCACCAUAUGCUGAAAAACUGGUGAAAAGUGCUGAUGCACCCAUCUCUAUCGAACGUGAUGAGGCCGAGGUUACUGUCAAGUUGUCUAAUUUCGAAUUUGUAAUGAUCUUAUUGUCUCUUGCUGCCGCUGUACUACUUGCUGCCUUGGACCAAACUAUCAUCUCUGUCGCUAUUCCUGCAAUUGCUACAGAGUUCAACGGGUUGGAAAAAAUCGUUUGGGUUGGAUCUGCUUACUUUUUAACCUCAACACCAUUCAUUCCCUCGUACGGAAAGCUGGCGGAUGUUUUCGGUCGUAAAGCUACUUUUCUUGCCGCGGUCGUCAUCUUUGAGGUUGGUUCCAUGUUAUGUGGUGCUGCACCAAGUCUUGAUGUGUUGAUUGUUGGAAGAGCAAUUGCUGGAUUAGGUGGAGGAGGAAUUUUCUCCAUAUGUAUUAUCAUCAUUGCUGAUCUGGUACCACUCAGAGACAGAGCACAAUACUCAGGUAUUAUCGGAGCUGUAUUCGGUCUUGCCAGUGUCAUUGGUCCUUUAGCUGGCGGGGCACUUACCGAUCACGUCAGUUGGCGUUGGUGUUUCUUUAUUAAUGGGCCAAUUGGUGUUGUUGCCGUCGCAAUCAUUGUGGUGUUCUUGAGACUACCUCCUCCAAGUGGAGAUCUUUGGACUAAAUUCAAGAGUAUUGAUUGGCUGGGCACACUCUUCUUGGUUUGUGCUGUCAUAUUUUUGUUGGUACCUCUUCAAUCUGGUGGUUCCAUUUACCCAUGGGACAGUCCACUCGUCAUCACCCUUUUCGUCCUUGGAUUCGCUUUCAUCCAAAUCUUCAUCCUAUACGAAGUCUACGUCGCUGCAGAUCCAGUCAUCCCGAUGAGCCUGUUCAAGAACCGAUACCUGGUCUUCACGUACAUUAACACCCUCUUUAAUGGAAUGGCUUUCUUCUGCUUAGUUUAUUACAUUCCUCUGUACUUUGAAACUACAAAUGGAUUGAGCGCUACCCAAGCCGGUGUCUCCAGUCUGCCCUUCAUUUUGGCUGUCGUCGUUGCCAGUAUCGUGGCAGGAAUUCUCGUCACAGCUACUGGUCACUACACUCCAGUAGUUCUAAUCGGAUGUACAAUUGGUGCUGUUGGUGCCUUCCUUGUAUCAAGACUGGACGAAAACAGUGGACGAGGCGCACAAAUCGGAUACCUCAUUAUUGCCGGUGCUGGUUUGGGUCUAUCAUUCCAAACCACUCUUAUCGCUUCUCAAGCUGCUGUUUCGGAGGAUUUAUUGGCUAUUGUAACAGCCAACAACCAAUUCUGGCAAACGAGUGGCGCUGUUUUGGGUCUAGCCAUCACUUCAACAGUAUUCAAUAACAAACUAUUGACAUACCUGGCUGAAGAUGCUCCUGGCCUACCAUAUCCUUCAGUUAUUGCUCAGAAUCCAUCUGCACUAAGAAACCCGAUAUUUGUGCCUCCAGAACUACAAGCUGCUACGAUACAUGCCUUUAACAGGGCAUUGUCUCUGAUAUAUUUGUCGGCUCUACCGUUUUCAGGGUUGGCUGCUCUAUUUGCACUGGGAAUGCAAUGGAAACGUCUUCCAAAGACUGCUGAUGUGCAGAUGGUAGCUGGUUGA
Messenger RNA from Synchytrium microbalum, 1761 nucleotides. RefSeq lists its product as uncharacterized. Lineage: Eukaryota; Fungi; Chytridiomycota; Chytridiomycetes; Synchytriales; Synchytriaceae. The record is from RefSeq and is a predicted model, not a curated record. Bases 1 to 1761 code for a protein of 586 amino acids. Gene Ontology annotation, molecular function: transmembrane transporter activity. The transcript is spliced from 17 exons. Gene Ontology annotation, biological process: transmembrane transport.